This is a messenger RNA of Mugil cephalus (flathead mullet), 3100 nucleotides long. It is a transcript of the gene hspa4b, whose product is annotated as heat shock protein 4b. The record is from RefSeq and is a predicted model, not a curated record. The transcript is spliced from 19 exons. Gene Ontology annotation, molecular function: ATP-dependent protein folding chaperone; ATP binding. The coding region runs from base 214 to 2751 and encodes 845 amino acids. Gene Ontology annotation, biological process: protein folding. Gene Ontology annotation, cellular component: nucleus; cytosol. Lineage: Eukaryota; Metazoa; Chordata; Actinopteri; Mugiliformes; Mugilidae.
GGACAGAAAAUUCCUGAAGGCUGUCACCACACCGCAUGCUGCUGCUGCUGUUCUGCUGCUGCUCAGAUUCAUGGGACGAGAACAAGUGUUAGGGAACUGGAAACCACUGUAGCCACCACCACCGCUGCUGCCGCCGCCGUCACUUUUCGCAUUGAACUGUUCUCCCGUUCUUCCUCGUAACUCCGCGCUGUUAAAUUAAAUUCGCCGGCCAGGAUGUCAGUGGUAGGUUUUGACGUCGGGCUUAUGAACUGCUAUGUAGCGGUAGCAAGAGCCGGAGGGAUUGAAACUGUCGCCAAUGAGUACAGCGACCGAUGUACACCAGCAUGUGUUUCUUUCGGACCCCGGAAUCGAUCAAUCGGUGCAGCUGCAAAAAGCCAGGUCGUCACAAACUGCAAGAACACAGUCCAGGGGUUCAAGAGAUUUCAUGGCAGGGCUUUUUCAGAUCCCUAUGUGCAGCGCAUCAAAAACAGCUUGGUCUAUGAUAUUGCACAAAUGCCUACAGGAACUACAGGCAUCAAGGUGAUGUACAUGGAGGAGGAGAAGCUGUUCAGCAUCGAGCAGGUCACUGCCAUGCUGCUGACCAAGCUGAAGGAGACGGCAGAGAAUGCACUGAAGAAGCCCGUUACUGACUGUGUUGUUUCUGUUCCGUGCUACUACACUGAUGCUGAGAGGAGAUCAGUGGUAGAUGCCGCUCAGAUCGCCGGACUCAACUGCCUGAGGCUUAUGAACGAGACAACUGCAGUUGCAUUGGCAUAUGGAAUCUACAAACAGGAUCUCCCUGCUCCCGAGGAGAAGGCCAGGAACGUGGUGUUUGUGGACCUGGGCCACUCUGGAUAUCAGACAUCAGUGUGUGCCUUCAAUAAGGGCAAACUGAAGGUCCUUGCCACAGCCUGUGACCCAGAGCUGGGAGGAAAGGAUUUCGAUGAGGUACUGGUCAAAUAUUUCUGUGAGGAAUUUGGCAAAAAGUACAAGCUCGACGUGAAGUCAAAGCCCAGGGCUCUGGUCAGACUCUACCAGGAGUGUGAGAAACUGAAAAAACUGAUGAGCGCCAACUCCUCUGACCUGCCGCUGAACAUCGAGUGCUUCAUGAAUGACAUCGAUGUUACCGGAAAACUGAACAGGGGUCUGUUUGAGGAGAUGAGCGUGGAUAUUUUGGCCCGAGUAGAGCCUCCUCUGCACUCUCUGUUGGAGCAAGCCAAACUGAAGAAGGAAGACAUCUAUGCAGUGGAGAUCGUGGGUGGCGCUUCCAGGAUCCCGGCCGUCAAAGAGAGAAUCAGCAAAUUCUUCGGGAAGGAGCUGAACACCACGCUGAAUGCUGACGAAGCUGUGGCCAGAGGAUGUGCUCUGCAAUGUGCAAUUCUGUCACCUGCCUUCAAAGUCCGUGAGUUCUCCAUCACAGAUGUCGUUUCAUAUCCGAUCUCUUUGAAGUGGCAUUCAGCUGCGGAGGAAGGUUUGAGUGAUUGCGAGGUAUUUACUAAGAACCACGCAGCACCUUUCUCCAAGGUCCUGACCUUCUACCGGAAAGAGCCUUUCUCUUUGGAGGCCUACUACAGUUGCCCCAAUGAGCUGCCUUAUCCGGAUCCAACUAUUGGUCAGUUUCUGAUCCAGAAGGUUGUCCCACAGGCAUCCGGAGAGAGCUCUAAGGUGAAAGUCAAGGUGCGGGUGAACAUUCACGGUAUCUUCAGCGUGUCCAGCGCUUCCCUGAUUGAGGUGCAGAAGUCUGAUGAGACGGAGGAACCCAUGGAAAUGGAACAGGCCACUGACAAAGAGGGAGAGAGCAAGAUGCAGACCGAUCAGGAGGAGCAGCAAGCUCAGGGAGAUGCUCAGAAAGAAACAGAAGACAAGUCACCACAAGAGAGCGAAGAGAUGGAGACGACCACAGGGGAGGGGAAAAGCGAGAAAAAGUCUGACCAGCCCCCGCAAGCCAAAAAGCCUAAAGUCAAAACAAAAGUGCUGGAGCUUCCGAUUGAAAACAGUCCACAGUGGCAGCUAGCGGACGACAUGCUCAAUCUCUUUGUAGAAAAUGAGGGUAAAAUGAUUAUGCAGGACAAGCUGGAGAAGGAGAGGAACGAUGCAAAGAACAACGUAGAGGAGUAUGUGUACGAUAUGAGGGAUAAACUUCAUGGGAUGCUGGAGAAGUUCGUCAGUGAGUCUGACAGAGAUGCUUUGUCUCUGAAGCUGGAGGAUACCGAAAACUGGCUGUAUGACGAAGGAGAGGACCAACCCAAACAGGUGUACAUUGACAAACUGGCAGAAUUAAAGAAACUUGGCCAGCCCAUCCAGGACAGGUACGCAGAGGCUGAGGAGAGACCCAAAGCGUUUGAGGAGCUGGGGAAACAAAUCCAGCAAUACAUGAAAUUUGUUGAAGCGUUCAAGAUGAAGGAGGAGCAGUACGACCAUUUAGAUGAGGCAGACGUCACCAAAGUCGACAAACUGACCAACGAUGCAAUGAUCUGGAUGAACAGCGCCAUGAACCAGCAAAGCAAGCAGAGCCUGGCAGUGGAUCCGUCUGUCACAGUCAAAGACAUCAAAGCAAAGACGAGGGAGCUGUUCUCUGCUUGUAACCCCACCGUGACCAAGCCCAAGCCCAAGGUGGAGCUUCCCAAGGACGAGGCGGCCGCAGAGCAGAACGGGCCUGUCAACGGACAGGAGAAACCCCAGGAAGGGACUGGAGACAAGGGAACGCCCGGGAACACGGGCAAUCCAGCCUCAGAAACCACAGAAAGCAAGCCAGAGAUGGACCUAGAUUAAAGCAGCCUAACGCCUCCUUAAGCAAAGCUGAACGGGAGCUGAUUGUUUCAAAUUGAGAUGCAGCCUGGCUGUAUAUCAGAGCCAGUGAAGUGUUUCAGGAACUGCGCUCCACAGUCAAAAAGCAGCCAGGGUGUUUAGCACACUGAGCCCAGCUCCUCCUGGUGGUGGUGUCUCUGUCUGAUGACAUAGCAUGCCCUUUCUCUUUCCGGAUGAAUAAAUCAAAAGCCAGCUGCAAUAAUUCUGUUUGACGAUGAGCGCUGUACACAUGAUGGUAUUUAUUUCUGUUGUGUGCUCUGUAAGUGUUCUGGUCUGUGUCACAAUAUGGUUUUAAUAAAGUUAUUGAAAAUCA